GAAGAGAGUAACAGAGCCAUUGAAGUCUCCAGUCUUACUUGCUGUUUGAUACUGCAGACGGUGAAGAAAGAAGCUGAAAGAUGAAGACAGUGGCCAUCCUGGUUCUCUGCUCCUUGGCUGUCAUCUGUCUGACUUCAGAUGCCUCCUCUGGCUCCCAGCUUGCUAGUGACAACCCUGCUCAGGAGGGUUUGAUUGUGGAAAGGGAGCAGGCGUCCACAGUGGUGAGACAGAAGAGAGCUCCUGGAGAGUUAUCCCUGACCCAGCUGGAGAGCCUGAGAGAAGUGUGUGAGGCACACCUGGCUUGUGAACACAUGAUGGACACGGAUGGAAUCAUCACUGCCUACACCACUUACUAUGGACCAAUUGUCUUUUAGACGCCACACCAUGACAACCUGUCUUAUAUUUCAUUUUUAUUAUCACCUUUGAGUUCAACUCUAUCUUUGCAGCCUCUCAUAACAAGCAUGAGAAAAAAUUCCCAAAGUGUGCCAGUGUGUAAUAGUUGUUACACAAAUAUAAAAGGGAGAGAUAUGGGGAUAAAGAUGUGAACAGAUGUGUGAGCAAGAGGAAUAAUAUUGGCAUGUGGAUUAAUUUUUUCCACCCUGCAUAGACCCACAGAAUUGUCUCUAAUCCUAGCA
Xiphias gladius (swordfish) is the source of this 635-nucleotide messenger RNA. RefSeq names its product bone gamma-carboxyglutamate (gla) protein (gene bglap). The record is from RefSeq and is a predicted model, not a curated record. The coding region runs from base 81 to 374 and encodes 97 amino acids. Lineage: Eukaryota; Metazoa; Chordata; Actinopteri; Istiophoriformes; Xiphiidae. Gene Ontology annotation, cellular component: extracellular region. The transcript has 4 exons. Gene Ontology annotation, biological process: osteoblast differentiation; regulation of cellular response to insulin stimulus; response to vitamin K. Gene Ontology annotation, molecular function: hydroxyapatite binding; calcium ion binding; structural constituent of bone.